Ogataea philodendri is the source of this 1245-nucleotide messenger RNA. RefSeq lists its product as uncharacterized. The record is from RefSeq and is a predicted model, not a curated record. The coding region runs from base 1 to 1245 and encodes 414 amino acids. The transcript has a single exon. Lineage: Eukaryota; Fungi; Ascomycota; Pichiomycetes; Pichiales; Pichiaceae.
AUGUCCAGUAUUCAAGAAUUCUUUGCCAAGCUCGAGCCCCGGACCAUUGUCCGGUCGUUUGUGCUGGCCUCCGUGCUGUCUUUCGUUCUGAUAACGGUUAUGUUACAAUCUUUUGCACCAUCUGUUGUGGAGGUGCCUAAAUUCUCGGAUUUGGGCUCCGACAUGGUCAAGUUCAGACUCGUCAAGAAGGACGACGGUAACCACACGUCCACUGGCUCCAAUGACGACUACGAUGGGUACACAUCUUCGUCGCAAGAUUACUCUUCUUCGUCCCAAUUAGAAACAACAACGUAUCCAGGGGGUUCUGUUUACCCGUCCUCAAGUUCCACCACAAGCGCCAGCAGUUCCAGCAGUUCCAGCAGCGUCAGCAGUUCCAGCAGUUUGAGUAGCUCCAGCGAGUCGAGUAGCUCAAGCAGCUCCUCUAGCUCCUCCAGCAGCUCUUCCAGCUCUUCCAGCUCCAGCUCCGCAACAACUGACCACUCUAGCAACUCCAUCACCAGCACGUCGUCUGAGUCGUCUUCCUCUGCCACAGAAAGCCCAUCGGUGACCUGGUCGAGCUCGUCGUCCGAAGAAUGGUCUGCAGAACCGUCCUCCUCAACGUCCUGGUCGGAAUCCUCACAGUCACCUUCUGAAUCGUCCUCAAGCCCGUCCAGUACCGAGUCGCCCACAUCGCACACCACGUCCAGCGCAGACUCCUCCACCACGUCGCACACGACCAGCGCGAGCUCGAGUUCAGAGGAACACUCGUCCACCAGUGCGCCGUCCGCUACUGACUCGUCUUCCACGGCCAGCUCUUCAACGGAGUCCGCUAGCUCGUCCACCACCGAGGCCGCUUCUUCGACGUCGAGCACCCCAACAGCGUCGCCGUCGUCCUCGGUCGACUCCGACACAAAACGCUCGUCUGGCGGGCUGUCGUCGAAAAACAAAAAGAUCGUGAUCGGAGUGGUUGUUGGACUCGGCGUGCCGAUCCUGCUGCUACUACUGCUGCUGUUGAUCUUCUUCCUUAGAAAACGCAAGGCCAGCGGUGACUACUAUGUGGACUCCAACGGGCGCAUGGUGGGAUUGAUAGAGAGCAGCUGGUUGUCGAAACUCGCGUUCUGGAAGAAGGGACAACAAAAGGGCGAUUUUGGCGACGACGAGGACGAGGAUCUGAGUGGUUUCAACAAGAACUCCACGGGAGAGACAGGGUUUGUUGUCAACAGGGCCAAGACGGUCAGACAGACCAACCAGGGCACAAACUUCUAG